CACGCCAACCAAUCACUGUCCAGAAUCCACCAUGCCAGCCAAUCACAGCUGCCACUUCAAGCAGCCGUGGGGCGCUAACUCCAAGCUCCUGCUGUGCUGCUUUCUGGGGCCCAAUUCAUGCUAAAUAGUACCAUGCCAUACCUGCAGCCGAAAGAAAACACUCAGUAACUCUUAGGCAUGAGCGGGAUUCAGAAGGUCACAAAAGUCAGUGGACAGAAACAGAAAGUCGCAGCAAUCAGUGGAGAGAAAGACACAAACUCAUCGAAGCGAGCAGCAAUGAACAAGACCAACCCAGAGAAGCGCAACAAGACGCCCGGGAAGGCUGGAUGCUGCGCCUUCAUCCACGCCUUCCUGCGGCUGUUUCGACGCAAGAAGCGUGGGCGCCGCGCCCCCAGCGGGGGAGUCUCCCGGGCAGUGCUGGAGGAGCAUGCCAUGGAGGACACUUCUCUGGAAGAGUCUCUGCCAAUGGUGACUCAUCUGGAAGAGUCUGUGAUGCACAAGACUCUUGUAGAAUAUGUUAUUCAAGAACAUGUUAUGGAAGAACAUCUUAUAAAAGAACAUCUUAAGGAAGAACAUCUUAAAGAACAUCUUAAGGAAAAAAAUGUUAUGGAAGAUCCUGUUAAGGAAGAACGCCUUUUGGAAGAACAUCUUAAGGAAGAACAUCUUAUGGAAGAACAUCUUAAGGAAAAAACUGUUAUGGAAGAGCAUCUUAAGGGAGAAACUAUUAUGGAAGAACAUCUUAAGGAAGAAAAUGUUAUGGAAGAACAUCUUAAGGAGAAACAUCUUAAGGAAGAAACUGUUAUGGAAGAACAUUUGAUGGAAGAACAUCUAAUGGAAGAAAAUCUUAAGGAAGAACAUCUUAUGAAAGGAACUGUUAUGGAAGAACAUCUUAUGGAAGAAACUAUUAUGGAAGAAUAUCUUAAGGAAGAAAAUACUAUGGAGGAGAAUCUUAAGGAAGAACAUCUUAUGGAAGAACAACUUAAGGAAGAAAAUCUUAUGGAAGAACAUCUUAUGGAAGAAACUGUUACAGUGGAACAUCUUAUGGAGGAAACUGUUAUGGAAGAACAUCUUAUGGAAGAAAAUGCUAUGGAAGAAAAUCUUAAGGAUGAAAAUGCUAUGGAAGAACAUCUUAAGGAAGAACAUCUUAUGGAUGAAAAUUUUAAGGAAGAACAUGUUAUGAAAGAACAUCUUAUGGAAGAAAUUGUUAUGGAAGAAGAUCUUAUGGAAAAGCAUGUUAUGGAAGAAUUUAUGGUGCAAGAAUCUACUGCUAUAGAAGAAACUAUUGUGGAGGAACCUGUUACGCAGGAACCUGGUGUAGAAGAACAUCUGAUGGAAGAACAAGAGGUCGAGGAACAUCUGAUGAAAGAACAAGUGGUGGAAGAACAUCUGAAGGAAGAACAAGAGACAAAAGCUGAUGUGCUGGAAGAACCUAAGCGGGAAGAAGCUGUUAAGAAACAGCCUGUGCGGGGCAAGAGCAGGGCGGCCCAGCCUGCAGUGGAAGAGCCUGACGCCAGCGACUCUGAUUUCAAUGACGAUGUCGCUGACGACUCAGGCUCCGAGGAGUCGUCUUGGGAGGAAUGUCCGCGACCUGCACGGCAGGGCAAGGCCUCUCGAGGCAAGGCCAAGAACAACAGCAAGAUGGCCGCCGCCCCGCCCUCCGCCGCGCCCGAGCUGCUGCUACGGCCGCGCGGCGCCGUCCUCACCUUCCUUAGCGCAGUGGUGGACCCACCCGCCAUCUUGAUCAUGGGCACCGACAAGCAAGAGAACGACCACCUCCUGACGCAGGCCACAGACCGCGUCGUCUUCUUCCAUGUGGACGACCUGCCCUCAGCCCACGUGUACCUGCAGCUUGAGCCAGGCCAGGGCAUGCGUGACGUGCCCCACGUCCUAUUGCACGAUGCGGCACAGCUGUGCAAGGCCAACAGCGCGCAGGGCAACAAGUUGGCCAACGUGGCCGUACUGUACACGCCAGGUUCCAACCUGCGCAAGACCCGCCACAUGAAGGUCGGCGAGGUGGGCUUCGUCAGUGACAGAGACGUGCGCAGGAUUGUGAUCGCCAGGCGGGACGACGCGGUGGUGGACCGCCUCACCCGCACCAAGAGGAAGGUCGUCUCGGGCAGGGCAGAGCGGGAGAAGCAGCAGCGAGCGCGCGAAAGGCAGCGCCAGAAGACCGAGGCCAAGUUGGCGAGGAGAAAGCAGAGGCGAGAGGAGCAGCAGGAACAGGCCGCCCACGAGGACCCCCUCGAGCUGGCGUGGGGCGUCGAGAUAGAGCAGGGUCCUGCCACCCGCACCACCGGCAGGCAGCGACGCAAGCGCCGAGAGCGGCGGGAGCAGGACAGUUCAGACGAGGAGUGCAAGGAAGAGGAGAAUCAACAGCAGGACCAGGCAGAGACGAAGACCACGCGCUGCUUCCCGGUGGGCGCUGCACAGCGCCGCCUGCUGCAGGGUUGCCGCGCCCUGGUGGAGCGCAGGUUUGACGUGCGGGUGGCGCCCCCAGGAAAGGGCGAAGCCGAGGGGCGCGGCACUGUGACAGGGGCCCCUGAGGACGUGGCUGACGCUCUCGCGGAGCUGAAGAAACUUUUGAAUCACGACACUCAGAAGGACGCGGCUCUUGAUAACAAGAGCGGCAGCGGGAAGCGUGGCAAGGGUGGAAACAAUGAUAAGGAUAGCAAAAGCAACAAGAGUGGCAAGAGUAACAAGAAUGAUAAAGGUGAUAAAGGAGGUAAGAAUGGAAAAGAUGGCAAGAAUGAUAAGAGCAACAAGAAUGACAAGAAUGGCAAGGAUGGCAGAGACACCAAGGCCAAGGGACAGAACACCAAGCAGAAGAGGAAGCAGUGAGCGCCUCCACCCGCCACGCCUUGUCGUGAGCAAUGAGAGCAAUGAGGCGGCGCCGCUGUCGAGCCACGCCAGCCUGGUCAGUCCCUUCACCGCGGCGGAGGCACUCAAGAAGUAAAGGAAAGAAAAAAAAAAAAAAUGCAAAACAUCAAAAGCAAUAAACAAGGACAAAAUAAAAGAAAAAGUAUGCAUCAAUAAGUGAAGAAAAAAAGAACAAAAAAAAAAAACAAAGAAAAAUAUGUCAAUCAGUAAAAAAAAAGACAAGAAGUACAAAACAUCAAAAAACAGAGAAACGAGAAAAAAAGAAAAAAAGUAAAAAAAUAAAUAAAAACACCCAAAACACCCAAAACAGAAAACAAGAGCAAAAUGAAUUCCAAAGGAAAAUACAAAAUACCAAAAACAAAUAACAAAACAAAAGGAUAAAAAGAAAAAAAGUAUAAGUAAAGAGAAGAAAGAAAGCAAAAAAAAAAAAAA
Scylla paramamosain (green mud crab) is the source of this 3309-nucleotide messenger RNA. RefSeq names its product synaptonemal complex protein 1-like. Lineage: Eukaryota; Metazoa; Arthropoda; Malacostraca; Decapoda; Portunidae. The transcript has a single exon. Bases 178 to 2838 code for a protein of 886 amino acids. The record is from RefSeq and is a predicted model, not a curated record.